UCGAGCUGAUCUAAUGCACGGUGCUCGUUGGAGACCGUCGCGACGCAUGUCGUCAUCAGCUGUCAUCAGGCAUCAUCAUCAUCGUCAUUUUUCGUCAGUAGUGGCGGUGCUGCCUUUGGCCUUCAUCUAGUGUGAAUGUGGCGCCUAGUGGCGAAUCAUUUUUUGUUGUUGUUGUUAAGUCACCGCAAGUGCCAAGUGCGGUGCUACCGGCCGAUUAUAGUACUUAAUUGUAGUUGAACCCCCCGCACUAACAACCCCCCCCCCAUACACCAUCAUGCCUGUGCGACGUGGCCACGUGGCGCCUCGGAACACCAUCAUCGAAACAAUCAUCAGAAAAUUCGACACUCACAAUCGUAGUUUUCUGGUGGCGAACAACCAGGGCACGUCAUGUCACAUAAUCUACUGCUCGGACGGCUUCUGCCGGCUGUCGGGCUUCUCGCGUGCGGAGGUGAUGCAGCGACCAGCCACCUGCGACUUUCUGCACGGGCCGCUCACCUCCCAGCAGGCGGUCACCGUUGUCCGCGACGCCCUGGCCGCCGGCAUCGAGAAGCACUUCGAAAUACUCUACUACCGCAAAGAUGGGACCAAGUUUUUAUGCAGCGAAGUUAUAGCACCAGUCAAAAGCGAAGUUGACGAUAUUUAUCUGUACAUAAUUAACUUUGAGGACUUAACUGCACCACCGCCUACUCUCGAAGAUCCGAGUGCCAAUCAUCGCCUUAGUAAAUUCGAUCGUGCCAGACAGUCAUUUAGACAAUCGCUGCGAAUGCCUCUGAGGGGUCGCGGACUGCGGCUGACCGGCUACCUCACACCUCCCACUGCCGAAGAAGAACAGGGCUCAGAGGAUGAUCAGAGAAAGAGCGAAGCCCAAAGCAGGCUGUCAGGUGAUGUUGGCACUGGCACGGCGCCGACGACCACAGAGAGAGGCGUCCGUGGUCAGGAGAGUCCAGCACGCAUUCACCAAGGAGCCAACCAUGUGCCUCGAACUCCCUCCACCACAGCACCUAUCGCAUCUCCCGAACAGAUGUCACAGAGAAGUGUUAUAAUUCCGUGGGAGGAAGAAGGGUCGGGGGGAGUUCCCCACGCAAGCUCGUUGGAUACUCUCUCGCGCGCUCAGAGGGUCAGCGAUCCUCCCCCGCCAAAAGCACCAAUCCGAAGCGCCACUGUUGGUGUUCUAAGGUCAAUUAGUCCUGUUUAUGCUCCAAGAGGACCAAGAUCUCAUACACUAGAUAAUUUUCCACAAGCAGCUCCAAGGAACCACGUGGCCAAAUGCUUUCCGAAUACUUCUUCAGAAAGCGACCUGCAGAAGUAUCGCGCCUCCUCAAUUUGGGACCACCCCCUUGCACCCUCUCUCAGCAACAUCGCCGCCGAAGGACUCCGCCACAAGUACUCGAUACAAGACAAUGGAUCAGCGAAGCUAUUCCAGGGAGCAAUGCACACGCCCAACAUGGGAGAGAAAGUUGCUCAGAUAUCAGAUGUGGAACAAAGUACGAAGCUUGUGCUGUCGUUGGGCGCAGACGUGCUGCCAGAAUACAAGCUGCAGUCGCCACGCAUCCACCGAUGGACAGUGCUGCACUACAGUCCGUUCAAGGCCGUCUGGGACUGGAUCAUCCUGCUGCUGGUCAUGUACACGGCUAUCUUCACGCCCUAUGUGGCCGCCUUCCUGCUCAACGAGCCAGACUUCGACACGCGCAAGAGCAAAAAGUACGGCGACGAUCCGAUCGUUGUCAUCGAUCUCAUAGUUGAUGUUACCUUCAUCAUAGACAUUCUAAUAAAUUUUCGGACAACGUAUGUGAACGCGAAUGACGAGGUGGUGUCUCACCCGGGCAAGAUCGCAGUGCACUACCUGAAGGGCUGGUUUCUGAUAGACCUGGUGGCAGCCAUCCCGUUCGACCUGCUUCUCUUCGGCUCCGACACAGACGAGGCUCACAUAAAAGAAAUUCCUCAGUUGGGCUUGGAUGCCGAUGAGACAACAACUCUGAUUGGUUUACUAAAAACAGCUCGGCUGUUGCGACUGGUGAGAGUGGCGCGAAAGAUUGAUCGCUACUCGGAGUACGGAGCGGCUGUCCUCCUGCUGCUCAUGGCUUCGUUUGCUCUCAUCGCGCACUGGCUUGCCUGCAUAUGGUAUGCGAUCGGCCAUGCAGAACGACCACAUUUAUCGAGUAAAGUGGGCUGGUUAGAUAUUUUAGCAAAUGAUACACAUCAGUUUUACCAUCCAAACGACACUGGAGGACCAUCGAUUAAGUCACGCUACGUUACAGCGUUAUAUUUUACGUUUAGUUCGUUAACUUCGGUUGGAUUUGGCAACGUCGCACCAAAUACCGACACAGAGAAAAUUUUUACUAUUUGCGUUAUGUUAGCUGGAUCGUUAAUGUAUGCUAGUAUCUUCGGUAAUGUAUCAGCAAUAAUUCAAAGAUUAUACUCAGGUACUGCAAGGUAUCACACUCAGAUGCUAAGGGUACGUGAGUUUAUACGCUUCCACCAAAUCCCCAAUCCCCUCAGACAGAGGCUUGAGGAGUACUUCCAGCACGCCUGGACGUAUACGAAUGGUAUAGAUAUGAACAGUGUACUAAAAGGAUUCCCCGAGUGCCUGCAGGCAGAUAUCUGCCUUCAUCUUAACCGCAAUUUGCUCACAAAUUGCUCUGCUUUCGAUGGCGCCUCACCUGGUUGUUUACGGGCAUUAUCAUUGAAAUUUAAAACAACCCAUGCACCCCCCGGUGAUACGCUGGUGCAUAAAGGAGAUGUACUAACAUCACUCUAUUUCAUCUCUAGAGGUUCUAUAGAAAUUCUAAAAGAAGAUAUUGUCAUGGCAAUUCUAAGUAAAGACGAUAUCUUCGGAGAAAACCCAUGUGCCCAUCCAACUAUUGGAAAAUCUUCAUGUAAUGUCAGAGCUUUAACUUACUGCGAUCUUCAUAAAAUCCAUAGAGAUGACCUCUUAGAUGUUCUUGAGUUGUAUCCUGAGUUCAAUCAAUCAUUUUCAAACAAUUUGGAAAUCACAUAUUACAUGAGAGAUGAGGAGCAGGCGGGCGUCGGUCCGCGCAUGAGCCGCAGCACGCGGCAGCCGCCCAACUACCAGUACUACCACUCGCGGUCCAACUCACAGGACGCGAAUGCGCCGGCAGGCGGCACAAUGGCUAUGGGAGCCGACAACACCGACGCCGAACAGCGUCUCACAUUCCGUCCAACCAACGCGCGCCACCCCUACCACAGCCAUCACAAUCCGGCCGACCUCACCCAUCCUCGGCGCCGGUGCUCCAGUGACGACGGAUCGCUGCAUGACCACAACUAUGAUAAAUGUAGUGGUCAUGGAAUAUUGGAGUUCUCUACGGAAAAAGCAGGCCAAGAUGUGACUCCUUUAAAUCUGCAGUUCGGGGAUAACAACAAUCGGUCGACUACUAUGAAUUCCAUAACAGGCAUGUUCAGCCAUCUGAAGCGUAGCCUCACUGAUCUGAGGUUGCAUGGACUCUCAUCCAAAUCUGCUACUAAGGACGAGUCAUCUAAUCUAACUGGACGUUCUUCUGCUUUGGAAUCCCGAAUAAGACGCUCAAGCAGUUCCCACAACAUGAAGCAUUCCAGGCAAGAGUUGAGAAUUUCACCACAGCCUUCGUCCAUUGACAGCACAAGAGAAACUCAACCCUUGUUGGACCACCAAGAUCCAAUUUCAGAGUCGGGAAUAGUGACACCACAACACGUGCUGUAUCAGAGCACGCAGCCGACGACAUCCGGAGACGUGACGACGUCGACUGCCACCGCCCCCGGUCCCGCCCCCACCCCCGCCACCGUCAACCUGGUCGACGAGUUGGCCGCCUCCGCUGCCCCACACUACUCCGCACCGCCGGGCUCCCAUAGUCCUUUACAUUCCACAUCAUUUCAAACAGGAAGCUUGACAGUGAUACCUCAACUGGACAGAGAGCAGCGUUGUUCGACAUGCGGGUCAUUACGAACAAAAACAAUGGAAACCAACCUCAAUGCUCGCAUGGACCAGUUGAGUAGACAAUUAGAGUCGUUAGAAAGCUCUGUUGCCAGCGAUAUAAGACUGAUUCUAAACUUGCUGCGACGACAGGGUUUGAAAAGUGCUGAUUCAUUACCUGAAACUGGAGAGCAGUUUUGUUGGCCGGAGUCGAGUACAAGGUUAAGGCCGUCACCAGUUAGGAGAAGCUCAAGUGUUCCUCAGAAUGGAGUCGGCCUUCAGUCUUCAUCGACUCUUCUACUCAGGAGAGACGAUGGAGGCGAAAGUGGAUUGACGGCUACCAGUAGUGGUCGACCUCCGCCUCCACCGCCCUGUCCCUCGCCAGGUGGUGGUGACAGGCUGAGGGCACCGCCUCCGCCCGCAUCUGCAUCCAUUCCAAGAAGGUGUCUUUCGCAGCCGAUCGACCUCUUUCAGCCACAACUGCAACCAACACAGCGGUUACAUGAUGAAGCGACGGCCUGGAGCGAACAGUUGUUCAACCCCUCAAAUUUGCCUCAAAGUAGAAGUGAGAGUAGCGAGGGGUGGAUGAGAGGUGAGGUGAGCAACCGCCGCAGACAGGUGUUCGCCAAUCGGUGUGCGGCCAGCGAUGAGGCAGACAUGCUCGAGUUCCCCCCGGCCCCCCUUCCCAGGCUAGACUCAUUGCAAGAAAUGGAAAUCACUCGCACCGGGUCGUCUUCUUCAGAGAACCAGUCCGAUUCGAAAUCAUCGCAAGUCUAGUCCCAAGUCAUACUUUUUAUUCCUAUUAUUAAUUAUUGUAACUUACUUAUCAGUGGAUGCUCAUGGAAAUGCGAUACAUGUACCAAAUUUUCGCUCUGCUGAUGAUUAGAGUCACUAACUUUUCAUCUUUCAGAAAUGUUGGAACAUGGUACAAAUUUAUUCCUGAUAUUUUAUCAUUUUUAUGAAUCGGAGUCUACUUCCAAUAUCAUUGAUGCAAGCCUGUAACAAAACUUCAUGAGUUCAAAAAUAUAAUUUGAUGAUAACUUUGAGUUAUUCAUUCAAAAGUGAAUUGCAUUUGAAUGAACAUUAGUAUUUAUAGUAUCUUCACUCUCUACUAACUGCAUACACUAAUUUCAUCUCUACUACUAAUUUUACAAUAUUACUAAAAUCGAAUAUGUUCUAAGCUUGUUAGGUACAUGUUUACAUGGAUAAACUAACAUGGAAAACACAAAUGUUUUUAUUUUAGUUAUUGAAUAAAUUCAAUCGGAUGUUGGUGUAUCUUGAAAUAUAUCUUUAGAAAGAUUCCAUUUCCAUUCAUCCUUUGGUUUCAAGUCCAUCAAAAACGGAAUCACCAUGUUCUCGCAUUGCGAAAUGGUUCAUGCAUUUCACAUAAGUACAUUUUUCAAUAUUUACCAUGUUACAAAUUCAGUACAUUUUCCAUGACCAUCCACAUUAUCAGCAUAGCAAUAUGAAAUGUAUAUUAUUCAUUUUCUUCGGCCGAAUAAUGAGUUCAAUUUUUCAUUUCCACUGAGGUAUGAGUGAGAGUGUUUCCCAAAAUGAACGAACUCGAAAACCGUGUACAAUAUGAUGAUUUAUAGAUUAGAUGUUUGCACAAUAUAAGUCGGUUAGCGAACAUUAUGAAUUCUCUAAAUAGGCUACCGUAUUCUUAUAGAAUCAUGAACAUGCAAUACGAUUUCAUUUGAUGAAUUGCUGCAUUGUUGAUAGCUGUAAUUUAAUAUGUUAGAUUUUUAUUCGUUUAAGUAAUUGAUUAUUGAAGUACCUGAUUUAGAUGAAGCGCAAUUUCGAAUCUGGCAUAACUUAUCCUGAUGACAUAAGUUGUUGGAUUCGAUUUUGUAUUAGAGCUUUUAUUCCGUUAAUUAUUCUUUGUGAGAAUCUAUAUUUAUUGUUUAUGAAUGAUGCGCUUGAAGUUACUAGAAAGCAUAUAAAUAGUGUGUUUCAAGAUGGUACAUUUGUGUUCUCUCAUUAAGAAAUGUUUACUAGGUAUCAAUCUGUGACAAUGAAUAACUCUCUUUUUAUAAUUUAUAACUUUCAACAAUGCUUUGUCAUAGUGCCUCAUAUUUGAAUGGCCUUAUUGUAAAUUAUUGAAUUUCAUAUCCCAACUCACCCUAUUCAUUUUACAAUUGCAAGUCUCUCGUGUAAUACAAUUUUGUUAUUUAAAAUAUUUUGUUUGAGGUUCUCAUACAUGUUAGUAUCUAAAUGCUGUAAUAUCGUACUUGAUACAAGCCUACUUGAACUAAAAAUAGUUCAACUACUUGAAAAAAAGUAAUAGUCAAAGUGCCGGUUGCACAAAAUCCGGUUAAAUUUUAAUCGUGAUUAAUUCCACAAGAAGCAAACAGAGAAGCCGUCUUUUCAAAAAAUACUUCUCUGAUUUUUUUAAUUUUUGCCAGUUUCACUAUAAUCCAGCUUUUAUCAUUGAUAAUAACAGAAAAUUACCUGUUUUUUCAUCCUUAGUUUAUUUCAAACCCAACUUUUUAUUUUUCAGUCAACUAAUAAAUAAUGAUUAGGAUAUUUUCCUGUUUGCCAUACAGACGAUUGUGUAGCCUUCCGUCUACUUCGGAAAUUUAUAUUUCUGUCCCCUUCGGUAUCACCGUAGGCAAAAGCAUAGGAAUAGCAUAGGCUAUGCUAUCUCUUCUGUAUGGUUUCAUUAUGAGACUUAAUAAAGUUUUGCGGACUUUUUUGUCUGAAUUAUUCGGGUUUUUAUUGAUAGUUAGCUUUAUAGAAUGAAAGUAGUUACACUGUAGAUAAAUGAAUCCGAAUUAACAAAAAAAUUUUAAUAAUGGAUAAAAGAGUAACGAAAUGCUACAACGAAAUCUCACUCAUUCAUGAAAGCUUUUAUGUAGUCUACUAUGAAUCGAUGAUUCAUGUAUUGGUUCAACUUUUGGUAACAAUGAAAUAGUCUUAGAAUCGUUUUUAUAUUUACUAAAUAAUGUAUUCACUUUAAUUGUCAUUCAGCUAUUCAAUUCAAAUUGCGUCUUUCAAUCAUCAUUUUGUCAUUUUAGAUAUUAUUAUAGAAAAAAUAUAAUCUGCUUGGUUAGUAUGUAAGAAUUUGAAUUAUACUAGCCUUUUAUCAAUACGUCAAUAAUUAUUAAUUGUAUAUUUUUCAGCCAAAAUGUAGUCUAUUUUCAAACAUUAAAAUUGAAUUUUUCAUUUUGUACAAUUAAGAAUGAUGUUAUCAGAUAUUGAUCAAGCACUUUUUACUCUUUAAAUAAGACAUUUUCUCUGCUCAACCUUUUAUAUUAUUAUUUUUCACAAAUUUACUUUUGGAGUUUCAAGUUAUAAAAAUUCGACAUGUCACAGAAAAAGUGUUUAGUAACUCAACGAUUUAAGACUUUUCGAUAAUACGUGAGACAUUUUUCUUUCAUUAUGUUUUUAUAGAAAUUAGUUUUCUAUAAAUCUAUGCUUCGAUUUUCAAGCUAAUGAAUGAUAGAAAAAUGUUCGAUUUUCAACCUACAUGGUUGUAAGGGCAUGGUUAUGAUUGAUUAUUUUAUACACAUGUAAAACUUCCUUCUUCUGAAAAGUUAGCUUUUUCGGCUUGUUGCACUUAUUCAUCUUCCACAUUUCCAUCCAUAUACCCACUUACCAUAACAAAAAUCAUACUUAAUUGGAGUAUGCAUUUUUACAUUCGGAUACAUAAAAAGCGUUUAAUUGAAAUGAAGAGUAAGCUUGGUGUAUUAAGCUUCCACCAUUGCGAAAAUAUUAUAUCAACUGAGCUGAUGCCAUAAAAAUCAUGCCUUAUGUUAAAAAGUGCGGUUAUCCCAAUAUUCUUCUAUCAAUAAGUGAGAGCUCAGUUUUUAUUCUAAAAACAUUUUUCUUACCAGCCUAUUUUAUCAAUAGUUAUAGUGAUGAGGUAUAAUAGACCAACUUAAGAUCUAUACACCUUUUCAAAAUAACCAACUUUCUUAUUAGCAAUAAACGAUCAUUUAUUCCAAAACAGCAUGGAAUAGAUUCACUUAUUUUUUACAGUAUUUUCUACUGUUUUCUAUAUGACUCAAGGAAUCUAAAUAGUAUUCUAGUUUGUAGUAGAUUCUUAACAAUUUUUUCAGCUCCAUUUUAUUUGAAAUCUCUUCAUACUAGUCGAGGGUUUUUUAGAAGACUAAAUCUCAAAAUUUUCAAUUUAAUAUGAGGUCAUGAAUUGUGUUGGUGAAGAUGCCAUAAAAAACGCACACAAAUGGAAUUUUGUGGAAAUUGUGCUUGAGAUUAUUCAAAGAUCUUGUCUACCACGUAAGCAAAUUCGAAGCCAGCAAAAUAAAGUGAAUGCAUGUUAUGUUUGAAUUAGAUAUGAUCAAAGUUACCCAUUCUUACAAGAAAUAGGUAGUACUUUGUUUAUGCAAACCCACUAUUGUAAACCUUCAAUCCCGGUUCCACAAAACUUUACAAAAAAUGGUAAUCGAAUCAUUGCACAAUCAGGUGGUGUGUUUCGUUUCAAUGAAUUCGUUUUUACUGCUUUGAGAAAGAAUGAACAAUAUUUUUAUUCAACCCAAUCAUAUUCUUUAUAUUCUUACCCAUUAUAAAUAGCAUAUAUUAUAGCCAUUGGCGAAAUUGAGAUACCAUCAUCCGAAUCAUUAUGUGAUUACCGAAUGUUGAACAAUGUUAAUGUACCGUAAUCAGAAAUAGUCCAGUUGUAUGGUUUAGUUCAAAUGUAGAGUUGCACUUUAAUAUAUUCUCGAAUUCUAUCCAAAAUGUUUUUUAUGAAUCGUUUUAAAUUAUUCAAUUCAUUCAACAAUAGUUUAUUAUUGCUGAUAGAAAUAGAGAAUGAUUAAGAACACCAAGAUAAUCACACGCAGUUUGCAAAAGUCCAAUAAUUUAGAUAGUUGUUGAUAUUAAACAGAGAUCAAUGAUAAAAUAAUAAUAAUAACAUUGCUUGAAUAAAGAUGAAUUAGAAUUUUUACGAUCGCGUCACUCGAUCUAGGUAUAGAGUAUGGUUAUUUAAAGUAAAUUUUCUACGGAUUAGACAGUCAGUGGCCUCAUUUUUCUUACAUGUAAAGGUUGGAACAAAUUUCCAAAUGUCUGUAUCCAAAUUUGACUAUAUAAUAUCUCAUCAUAGAAUAAAAUGUAAUCUUUUUUAAUUACUGUUGACACCAUCACCAUUUACUUUUGGAAUGUGAUCAGCUUUUCGUAAAAAUUAAUACAGUAUUAUUUUUCCGCAAUAAUUUGAUUUGAAAUAUAGUCAAGCUUUCAUAAUAUAUCAUAUUUAUUAAGAAAUGUCUAUCUUAUUGGGCAAUAAUUUAGGAUUUUCUCUUACGGUGAUAUUGAGAUGAUUUAGAGUGAUGGUUGGACCAAUAAAGCAAAGGUCCAUUGCAUCUCAGUCACCGAUCACCCAGUUAGUCUGAUAAUAGAAGUCUUCUCUGAAUGGAUCGGAAAUAAUUAUAUGAUAAAAAUAUAACCUGACAUUACUUGAACCAUUGUGAAUUAAAAAGUGAAGUACCAAAAAGUUAUUUGUUGAAGAUCUAAAGUAAUAACAUUUUUCAAAACUCAAAUUAUAAAACCGAAAGUAAGUUUAUUGUCUUUCUAUUCAAAUUAUGUAAAACUGUCUACUGCUGAUAAGCUAGCUUAUUCAUUCAAGCUAGUUGUUGUUAUUUAUAAUUUUGAUGGAACUAUUUGAAAAUGUAUUAUUAAUUCAACCUAAUCAAUUCCAAGAGGAGAAGCUUUUCAUUUAUAAUCAAAAUAGUUCAAAUUAUGUUAUGAACUUACAAAAUGCUACAAGCAAUAUUAAUAAUAAUGAUGAUGAUAUGCAUGUGAAAUGCUGAAGCUAGAAUUCAUAUCUAAUUUCUAUCACCCUAAUUAUCAUAGACUAGUAUAUUACAAAUAUAAAAACUAUUUUAGAGCUCAUCGCAUUAGCCACCCUACUUCAGAAAUCAGUCAUUACAGUAGUAUCAAAAACCAUGAAUUAUUUUUUCAAGCUUUCUGUUGAAAUUGCAUUUAUCAUAACUCUGGUUUUAUAUUACUAUGCAACUACACAGCUUUGGUGCUUUACUAUUUACCAUUUUAUAUAGAUAUUGUGUCUUAAUAAGGUAUAAAAAGACUUAGGCUAGGUUGAAUGCAGUAUUUGUACUUCUAUGUUGUUCUAAGAUAAUAUUCAUUUGUAGAACCUGUUAUGAAAAGUGCCUAGUCACACAAUAAAUUAUUAUAAAAUGAUAAACCAAAAAAUAUUACUGUCAUAUUAUAUGCAUGUACCAUAAUAAUUUUAUUGUAAAUACUGUUUUCUUGGGGGAGACAGGGAUUGGAAAUAGCUCAAAGUGAGAAUUUAAUAAAAUAUUGAAUUAUUUGAUAACGAUUAUUUUCAUGGGCAUCGAUUGAAAUAGAAAAUAAUGAAACAAUUGAACAAAAAAAAUGACUGCAAUAAUAUUAAUUGUAAUUUCUAUACAUUGGUAUUAGCAUCACUAUAAUUUAAGAAUAAAAUUCGAAAAUGUUUCUUUCAAUUAUAAAUUUUUUGUUUUGGAAAUAAAUAAUGAAACCUGA
Messenger RNA from Nilaparvata lugens (brown planthopper), 10384 nucleotides. RefSeq names its product potassium voltage-gated channel subfamily H member 6. Bases 275 to 4684 code for a protein of 1469 amino acids. NCBI's taxonomy places the organism in Eukaryota, Metazoa, Arthropoda, Insecta, Hemiptera, Delphacidae. Gene Ontology annotation, biological process: membrane repolarization during action potential; potassium ion transmembrane transport. The record is from RefSeq and is a predicted model, not a curated record. The transcript is spliced from 33 exons. Gene Ontology annotation, cellular component: membrane. Gene Ontology annotation, molecular function: inward rectifier potassium channel activity.